AUGACCUCACAAAAGCCCACCCUCAGUGCUGAGCUCAUGCUGACGAAGCUCAUUGAAGCCCUGGAGCUCCUCGGCGUGACUGUUGUUUCCCCCACAGAGCAGAUGAACCGUGAGGGGGUUCAGUCCGCCGCCAUCGCCUCCACCCCUGUUGGUCCUCCUGCCAGCGCCGGCACGCCUGCUGCUCCCAGCGCUCCCAGUGUGGAUGUCGCUCGCAUGAUUGCCCAACUCCAGGCCCUUGGCAUCAACGUUGUCUCACCAAGUGGAGCCCCCGUCUCCAGCAGCAACGCAUACACUGCCCCCACCCCUACCGCUGCCACUGGGGCUGGCACUGGUAUCCCAACGUUUAGCAGGAAUAUAAGGUCUCCUUGGGCCAAUACUGCUCCUGCUGGCGCUGCAGCGGCUGGAGUCUCAGUUGCCACCAUGGUGCCUAUGGUGGCUGUGCCUGCCAUUGGUGACAUGGUGGGCAAAGGAAAGGCGCCUGAGGCUGGUUCGAGUGGGUGCACUCCUGUCAAGCCCAGUGACGAGGCCGCAGCAAACAGCUUUGAAAACGACUUUGUCUCCGAGGGAGCUCCAGAGCUCCCUCGGGUUCCUUGGAGGAUCCAGAGAUGCAGAGAUGCCAGGGAGCCUUAA
Molecule: messenger RNA, 630 nt
Organism: Cyclocybe aegerita
Lineage: Eukaryota; Fungi; Basidiomycota; Agaricomycetes; Agaricales; Hemipholiotaceae
Source: the annotation of a GenBank genome assembly